Molecule: messenger RNA, 4125 nt
Organism: Ictalurus furcatus (blue catfish)
Lineage: Eukaryota; Metazoa; Chordata; Actinopteri; Siluriformes; Ictaluridae
Product: zinc finger protein 135-like
Exons: 3
Coding region: 111-1370 (419 amino acids)
Biological process (GO): regulation of transcription by RNA polymerase II; central nervous system development
Cellular component (GO): nucleus
Molecular function (GO): RNA polymerase II cis-regulatory region sequence-specific DNA binding; DNA-binding transcription factor activity, RNA polymerase II-specific
Source: RefSeq, a predicted model, not a curated record
AGGAAACUCACACACGCUUGGUCUCCGAGCUUCCUUCUCCACACGGGCUUUGAAGCUCUGAUCCUCUGUGUAACUUCACUAAAGUGUCCUGAUUAUUUACUCCUCUUAUAAUGAAAUCAGAGUCCAGACCCCGCUCUUUAGGAAAAUCUCCACAGACUCCUGCUGCUACUGGCUCAGAGAUGUACCACUGCUCAGAUUGUGGGAAGAGUUUUAUUAAAAGUCAUCAUCUCAAAGAUCAUGAGCGCAUUCACACAGGAGAGAAGCCAUUUGACUGCUCCCAGUGUGGGAAGAGUUUUACUCAUCAGAGUACUCUCCAACAACAUGAGCGCAUUCACACAGGAGAAAAGCCAUAUUACUGCUCCCAGUGUGGGAAGAGUUUUAAUAAAAGUCAUCAUCUCAAAGAUCAUGAGCGCAUUCACACAGGAGAGAAACCGUAUGACUGCUUCCAGUGUGGGAAGAGUUUUACUCGUCAAAGUCAUCUCCAACUACAUGAGCGCAUUCAUACAGGAGAGAAGCCGUAUCAUUGUGGACAGUGUGGGAAGAGUUUUACUCGUCAGAGUCAUCUCCGACUACAUGAGCGCAUUCAUACAGGAGAGAAGCCGUAUCACUGUGGACCGUGUGGGAAGAGUUUUACUCGUCAGAGUCAUCUCCAACGACAUGAGCGCAUUCACACAGGAGAGAAGCCGUAUCACUGUGGACAGUGUGGGAAGAGUUUUUCUCGUCAGAGUAAUCUCCGACUACAUGAGCGUGUUCACACAGGACAGAAGCCAUAUUACUGUGGACAGUGUGGAAAGAGUUUUGCUUGCCAGCGUAAUCUCCAAAUACACAAGCGCAUUCAUACAGGAGAGAAGCCUCAUCACUGUGGACAGUGUGAGAAGAGUUUUUCCCAACUAAGUAAUCUCCAACGACAUGAGCGUGUUCACACAGGAGAGAAGUUGUAUCAUUGUGGACAGUGUGGGAAGAGUUUUACUUGCCAGAGUAAUCUCCAAAUACACAAGCGCAUUCACACAGGAGAGAAGCCAUAUCUCUGUGGACAGUGUGAGAAGAGUUUUACUUGUCAGAGUCAUCUCAAACGACAUGAGCGCAUUCACACAGGAGAGAAGCCAUAUCACUGCUCGCACUGUGGGAAGAGUUUUAUUCGUCAGAGUCAUCUCCAACGACAUGAGCGAAUUCACACAGGAGAGAAGCCGUAUCACUGCUCACAGUGUGGGAAGAGGUUUCGUGACCAGAGGGCCUUCCACAGCCACCAGCAGAGUCAUACAGGACAGAAGCUGUACCUCUGCGGACAUUGUGGGCGGAGCUAUACUUAUUCAAGUUCAUUAAGGACACACACGUGCUCUAACAUAAAGCCAUCAGAUUUAACCAUUUGAAUUUGUCAAAUUAAGAUAAAUUUUUUAAAGGGAGGUAAAGAGACAUUCAUAUUGUAUUAUUUGUCAUGGACUGUAGUAUUCUGUUGAAUGGGCUUUUAUUGCUUACUCUCUGGAUUUUAGCAAAAUUCAUGAUUUUAUGUUUUCCUGUUUUUCCCCAACACUACAAUACCAAGUAUGGAAUACAUAUAUUUAACCAGUGGGAAUGCCCACUUUAAUCGACCAAUCCAGACUGCUGAGUGAGACACAUGACUCUAACUUCUCCCUCUAACAUAACUUUCAUUUUAGAUGAUUUUUAAAUACAAACUAGAAUUUGCUUUAUAAAAUAUCGUGUUGUGUUUACAGGCAAUUUGAAGAGAGAAUUCUUGUACAAGUUGCUCCAUCCUUGCAGCGUCCAUUUAACUAUAGCUAACUACAAUGUAUGGCCAAAAGCAUGGGGAUGCCUGACGACCACACCCAUAUAUACCUUUUGAACAUCCUCUGAUGGAACGGCAUCCAAUCCAUGGUCCCUUGAGCCCAGUGUUCCUGAUGUAGUUUUCAGCUUUAGUGCAACCCUGACCAGGAUAACACAGUUACACAGUAAGAUCAAUGAAUGGAUUUUUGUUGUAUUUAUGUUCCUAUAAGAAGUAAGAAAAUAUUUGUAUGACCUACAAGUCUUAGAAUUUUUACUGCCGGAUCACUAUCACAGUCGUGAAUAUACAUUGAAUGGAGUAUUGAGAGAGUACAUUACCAGGGGUCUGGGUUUGAUGACCCCUUCACUUUAGUAAAUCACAUGUUUAAUAAUACACCAAGUUUAUACUUUCCUUAUUAAUCAACAAAAAUUCUCCAUAAUGCAAAACUUAAAUGGGUUUUCUCAUUGUGUAAUUUCCUUUUAAAAAUGUGAAAUGUUACAUUUAUAAAUCUUCAGAUGCUUUGCUUUGAUACUCACAGAUUAGCUCAUGUAUAUUAAUCAUCCUUCAGGUUUCUUCAACUUGAAUAAAGUUUACAUGUGGGAUAUUUUAUGAGUUUAAUAUUCGAAUUACAUUACUACCAGUAAUUUCAUCAAAAGAUUUUGAAUGAUGCUAUUAAUAUGCUGGGCAAAAGUCCACUAAAAGGAUUCUAGUAUAACAAGCUAAAUAUUUCAGAUAUCACAGAAUAAAUCUGACGCACUGCCUCACAGCAUUGCCAUAUUCUUAGGUUUAAUCCAGACCAAAUAAUUCUAAUAGAAUUUAAAUAUGGAGACACAGAUAAGAAACUGCAAAACACUGAUGCUGUGUUGGCAGGUUAGACAUUCAGCAAAGAUGAUCAGGAAACGGGAUUGAUCUUCACACAAUCUCUCUUUUAUUCACUUUGAGUGUCUUUAUAUCACCAACAGAAAAAUCAAAAUGUCUACACCUGUCUACAGAGUGAAAAGGCCUUGCUCAUGUAGAAAGGACAGAAAAGAGAAUGGAGGAGAAAUAAAUAAGAAGGGAGUCUGGGGAAGGGAAUGUUAUCAUCUCUGGUCUUGGUGUGUUCAAUCACAAAGAUCCACUGUAACAAAAAACAUACUACAAGUCAUAUUCAGAGACCGCUCUAGAUAUAAACCUUUCAUAAAGAAUGUUAUAUAUAAUACAUAGAAAUGUUCUGGAGUCCUGAAACUACUAUACUAUCACAAAGCUAACAGAUGGUGUGUGUGAGGUACAAAAGCACAUUUAACAUAAAGUUAACAUUGUUAUUUUUUUGUGAUGUUUACUUACCCAGAAAACUAACUGCUACUAACUAGUGUAGUGUGUGUGUUAGCUUUUCUCCCACUCACAUAUGCAGAUCAGAGACAUAAUUUAAAAAUGAAACAAAAAAAUAUAUAAUGAUAAAAUCUCUAUUUGUCACAGAGACAAAUGGUUACAGGGCUGUUGAGCAACAAAUAUUUAGCCUUAUUUAACAGAUGUCAGGAUCAAGUGUUAUAACCAAAUUACAAUACAAUCAAUAAGUUGAACACUGAUACCUGGAUUAGCCUCAUCUUUAUGUUCGUGUUAAACCUGGCUGAUGUGGUUUUAUUUGUUUUGUUUUUUUGUUGUUUUUCUGAAAAGAUUUGAAAUGUCCGUUUCAAAUAUUUUGAUAUAUACACCCACAGAACGGAUAGAAAAAAUAAGUUGUAACUGAUUGUUUUGGUUGUGAAUAACAAUAAUUUACCUAUUUUUAACACUUUUGAGCUACUGUUGUACAGCUACUGAAUACAGCACUCUGAAUAUGAGCCAGCUCAAAGAGUCGACUCAUUCCCCAAAGGACUCAUAACUUGUAAUGAAUCCUCAUUUUUAAAUUGAAAGAGUUUCUCCUUCAACCUCGACCCCAUUUUGUGGAGUGGUUGGAAAAGUUAAAACAGAAUCUUUAAGGCAGAAAUGGUGAUAUUCAUCAGGGGUGUGAGCUGGACUGUUAAUCUUCCGGGGCUGAGCCCAGAUUCUUCUCCAGCAAAAAAACUUUUAAAAAUGUACUUGUAAAUAAACUGUUUCUUGGAUGUGAGGGCUAAUUGUUUUGGGUCUCUACCAUGAGAUUAGGCUAGUUUGCUAAUUUGGCCUGAGCUACUGCCCUGAAUACACAGGCCGGUCUAUGCCCCUCCAGGUAGUGUUACCUGUACCUCAUGCGCAGCAGAUUUCUUACAAAUGAUUUUACACAAGUUUUUUUUAUACAAUAUAUCCUCAUUCUUCUUAUAUAAAGUCAUUUAUUGUAAAGAAAUUACUAACCUCUCGUCAACAGUCCUUGUUGUGUGACAUUAAUAUUAGGGGUGUAAACUGGCCUGAGCAUU